UUUAUUAUGAGUGGUCAUAGUAAGAAUUCAUAAAAACCAGAUGAUGAUUAUGAUGAUAGAGGAUGUUUUUGUGGUUUCUUUAAAAAAAAGAGUAAUAUGGAAUAGAAUAGUACUAAGUUAACUUCUAAAGUCCGGCAUUCAAUGAAUAAAUCUGAUUUACAUUCAAGCUAACAUUAUGCUUCUUCUUAACUAAACUAAUUAAAUUCAUCAAACUUAGAAUAUUAAAGAAAAGUAAGUGUACCAUCUCCAAUAGUUAGUAGUUUUGCAAUCACAGAAUUUGAAAACAAUUAUAUACAAAAUUAAUUAUUUUUACUAAAAAAUAAUUAAAGUGGAGAAUCUAUUUUUGCUAAAAUAACAGAAUUUCAUUUAAAAACAAACAAAAUAUCUAAUAUAGAUUUGAAAAAAUCACGACUUUUUGAAAAGAGAUAUGAUAAUAAAUUUGUUUUAAAUAAUAAAUAUCCAGACAUAACUGCAAGAUAUAUUGCUUCUAGAAUAAAAGAUUAAAUUAGAACAUUAGCAGUAUAUGGAUGUCGAAAUGAAGGAAUUACAGUUCAAGUAUAAUAUAAUUAAUAAAUAAAAGUUUACAAAAUACUUAGACUUUGUAAUAGCAAUAGAUAAUAAUCCUGAAGCAUGUUCAUAGACCAAAUAAAAUUGUGAUUAAAAUGAGUCUAAUUUAGAUUAGCCAAAUCCAAAAGUAGAAAUAAUUAAUGCUGAUAUUUUUUAAUUAAAAAAAAAUCUACCUUUUGAUAGCAUAUUUAUUAAUCCAUCUAUAAAAAAUGAUUAAUAAAUUUGUAAAGAUAUCUUAAAAGAUUGCAAUCCAAAUCUUAAAGAACUAUUUAAUCAUAUAUCUGAUUAAAUGGAAAAUUUAAUUAUUUAAUUUCCAGCUUAAAUGGAUUAUUCUUAAUUACCUUUACUAUUAAAUAUCAACUAAUAAUAUCGAAAUAACAAUAAAUAAUAAUCAUUUAUAUCAUUAGAGAUUGAAAAAAUAUACAUUUAAGGCUCUCAUGUUUAUAAUAUUGUAUAUUAUGGAAAAGUAGCAAAUGUUUCGACAGAAGAAUUGAAAUAAUAAUUGACAUUAUCACUAUCAAAUUAAGAAAUAGGUAAAGAAAGUUUCAAUAAUGUUAUAGCUAAAUUAAAUGAAAAGAUAGGUAAUACAAUCAAUAAUUCUAAUUUAGGAAAUUUAGAACUUAUUUAUGAGUUAUUGUAAGUACAAAGUUACAAAUAUAGCUUCGACCAAUUUUUGAUAACUAUUUGUGAAAAGUAUAAAUUAGAUUAUAAUGAUUAUGCUUUUAUUUUAUACUAGAAAUUAUCAAAGUAGAUUUUAACUUAAAAUUAGAGAUUAUUCUUAGAAUUCAUUUAAUUAUAAAUUUAGAGAUUCAAUCAAUGUUAUUUAGGAAUAAGAAGAAUUUGGUUUUAGUCCAAAAUUUUCAUAUAAUUUGAAUGGAUUGUCAAAAAAGGAUGA
Molecule: messenger RNA, 1462 nt
Organism: Paramecium sonneborni
Lineage: Eukaryota; Ciliophora; Oligohymenophorea; Peniculida; Parameciidae
Source: the annotation of a GenBank genome assembly